Molecule: messenger RNA, 741 nt
Organism: Fonsecaea nubica
Lineage: Eukaryota; Fungi; Ascomycota; Eurotiomycetes; Chaetothyriales; Herpotrichiellaceae
Exons: 1
Coding region: 1-741 (246 amino acids)
Source: RefSeq, a predicted model, not a curated record
AUGCGGACUGUACGACUAGGAGUCAUUGUGCCCUCGUCAAAUACUGCCCUGGAGCCGCUGACAAAUGCAAUCGUCUCGUCGAUACCUUCGGAGAAUCUAACGAUCUCGGUGCACUUUUCUCGGUUUCGUGUCACCACGAUCGAUCUCACUCCAACGGCGAGCGCUCAAUUCGUGUUUGAGCCCAUAUUGGCCGCUGCCAGGCUGCUAGCGGACGCCAAUGUCGAUGUGAUUGGCUGGAGCGGCACAUCGGCGGGUUGGCUGGGCUUCGACCACGAUGAGAGACUGUGCGCUGCCAUCGAGGCCGACACGGGCAUCAAGGCCACAACGUCUGUCCUCGCACUCAACGCGCUCAUGCGCAGCCUCGGUGUGACCUCGAUAGGGCUGGUGACUCCGUACAUCAAGGGUAUGAACGAUGCGAUACGCGCUAAUUACGCGGCCAUUGGGAUAGACAUCAGCGCGAACUGGGAGCGCCAUCUGGGCAUCACGGACAACAAUGAGAUUGUGCGCGUCGACGAGAGCACUCUGGACGAGAUGGUCGUAAACGUGGCCGCCAACGGCGCGCAAAUCCUCACAACAUUCUGCACCAAUCUCCGGGCAGCUCAGCGCGUCGAGUACUGGGAGAAGUCGCUGAGGGUUGUUGUGCUGGAUUCUGUCAGUACGACGGUUUGGGGAAUGCUGAAGGUGGUUGGGGUAGACACGCGGCUUGUCAAGGGAUGGGGGUUUAUGUUUGAAGUUGACUGA